CACCGCCCUGCGCCGCCGUGCGCCUUGGACAAGAGACCAAGGUUGCUGGGCGCGCAGCAGGCGAUGGCUACUGUGAUGAGGGCGCACACGCCGUCUUCUUGGCUACUCUCCCUUUGCUAGGCUACAUAAAGAGCUCUGAAUCGCACGAAAUUCCACUUUCCUUCAGCUGUGCUCACCUCUCCUUCUCCUCCCUUGGCCCUCUCGUUCCCCUUCUCAUUUCGUUCCCGUGCGGCUGGUCCGCACACUUCCUGCCGACUCGACAUUCACUUUCAUAUUUCUUUCUUUUAAAGUCUCAAGAUGCAGAUCACGAGGCCGUUCGUAUUGCUGCUCGCCAUCGCGAUUGGCUCCGUUUCCCAGGCCAGCGGCGCUCCCACGGUUCGGCCUCUGACCCGAAGACAAGAAGUCGAGCUGGAACUUGGCGAUGGGCAAAUGAUUGAGGUCGAUACGGCUACAGAUAUGCCCCGGAUCACAAUCACCGACGAUGACGGCGAAAUUGUUCAGAGCUACAGCGGUGGAGGGUCGCUGCGCAAGCCGACAGCUCCGACAUGCAGCGUUGAUGACCUCCUUGUCCCUUGCGAAAGUUUGCUCGCGGGUAGCGACGCAUCCACCUUCGUCCACGGCGGUGUUAACGAAAACAACUUCGAUUACGGUGCCGGAGAGCUCGGCGAAGGCCUUCGCCACGAUCCUCUCCUUGGUUUAUCUCAAGCAUAUGACAUUUCGUCGCAGGCAGACGUCUCCUUCGGAUCUUCAAUACAGGUACCUUCUCCCCCUUCGAUAGGGACCUACAAAGCACCGAUGAUUGGAGGCGGGCAAUUUCACGAUGGCACCUUUACGCCCUUACAAAUGACUGGGCCUCAGCCGACCAACAACGUCAUCGCACCUCCUCGACCUCCUCUCACCUACAGCUCUCAACCAAUGGGACCAGAACCUCAUGCGCCUCCGCCUGCUGUGGCUCCUCCCGCAAUCCAGAAUCAGACACUGCCACUGUCGAAUCCGGACAACGGCAUCAUUUUGACACAAAGCAACGGUGUGCAAGGUACUGUCAACAACACGGUCCCUCCUCAGCAGCUGCCAGAGAACAUGGGCAAAGGACCCGAACAAGCAGACGACAAGAAGCCCGGGGAACUGAAGCCCGAAGACAGCAAGCCAGAAGAGGGACCAAAGCCGGAGGAACCCAAGCCAGAGGGGCCCAAACCUGAAGGAAGCAAGCCCGAAGAGAAGAAACCGGACGAACCCAAGCCAGAAGAGAAGAAACCCGACGAACCCAAGCCAGAAGAGAAGAAACCCGACGAACCCAAGCCCGAUGACAAGAAGCCGGACGAGCCCAAGCCCGACGACAAGAAGCCCGAGGGGAAUGAUCCCGACGAAAAGAAGGGCGUCGGGGCACCUCCGCCUCCCCCACCUCCUCCCCCGCCGCCGCCACCACCACCGGCCACAGCACCCCCUGCCGAAAAGAAACAAAAACGCAGCAUAGCGACUGGCCAGGACGGCAGCGCUCGCCCCAGCUUUUUCCGACGAUGGUUGCCCAGUGACUUCUCCUCGGAUUAUGUCAACCGCGACUACAUUUCUCGAGGAUUUUUCGGACGGCGCGACUUGGAACCUCGCUGCGCGGAGUGUGAUGCCAAGAAAGCAAAGCAGGAAGCGCUGACAGUAGGAGGUGCAGGAACAGGCAGCAACCUCAAGCACGACGAGCCAAAAGUCACGGAGCAAUGGCCGAUGGAGACAACCAGCAACCAGAAUAAUGUUGCGCUGGACGCCAGCAGGGCGACGGACAAGGUCUUCCCCUACCUUGCUGUGUCCAAGGCUCCCAAGGAGUUGGCUCUGGCAACCCAACCGUUGGUCAACACCGUCAAGAAUGCAGAUGGCGCCAGCCACAUUACGGCCAUCAUUGAGCCCAUUGUGAUUCCUGUCCCCGAAAAAGCAUUCGACGAGCUCGGUGGCGGCGCUUAUGUCCUUCACACGCCCGGAGACUCGCUCGACGAGGCGAUUAAGAAUGCCUCUCUGUCGCUCAACAACGCCUCUUUGACCCUCAACAACGCCGCACAGAAGACCAUCGACGACACCAAACUUGCGGCUAGUCAGUUUAGUGCAGCUGCGCUCAACAAUGCCGACUUCAGAGGGAGCGGAGAUGUCGGCGUCGGGGAGGAGGAGGAGCUCAAGGAGCCCAAGGGCAAGAAGCAAAUUGGCGCAAUACCCCCGGUGCCUGGCCAUCGCAAGCGCUUUAUCUACAAGAGGUCGCCAGCGCUGGGUGGCGCGAGCGACAGCACCGGCAACGCCGACUCGUCUACGCCGUUGGAGCGAGGUCUACAGAAGCGAAUCGGGGACACGGAUAUGCCCAAGGAUGACAAGGACAAGAGGGAGAUGGAUGGAGAGACCCCAGAGCCAGGUCCAAGCAAGCGCUUCAUCUACAAGAGGUCGCCAGCGCUGGGUGGCGAGGGCAGCAGUGGCACCGGCGGCGCACCUAUGCCGUCGGAACGAAGUCUUGGAAAUUGGAUGGAGGAUGUGGAGCCUCAGGGGCCCAAGGAUAAAAGGGGCGCGGGGCAGACGGGCGAUGACCCCAGGGGGCCUCGUCAAAGCAAGCGCUCCAUCUACAAGAGGUCACCAGCGCUGGGCGACGCGAGCGACAGCAGCGGCAACACCCGCUCAUCCACGCCGUUGGAAAGGAGUCUGGAGAAGCGGAUCGGGCAGGUGGAGGAGCCAAAGGGGCCCAAGGAUAAAAGAGACCCGGGACAGGGUGACAAUGACUCCACGGGGCCAGACCCAAGCAAGCGCUCCAUCUACAAGAGGUCGCCACAAAGCGAGGGCACCCGCACCGGCCCAUCUUCGCCGGUGGAACGAAGUCUGGAGAAGCGAGUUGGGGAGUUGGAGGGGCCCAAGGGGCCCAAGGACAAAAGAGGCGCGGGGCAGGGGGACGAUGACUCCACGGGGCCUAGCGAAAGCAAGCGCUCCAUCUACAAGAGAUCGCCACAAAGCGAGGGCACCCGCCCCGGCUCACUCCCGCCGUUGGGACGAAGUCUGGAGAAGCGGGUCAGGGAGUUGGAGGAGCCCAGGCAUGAAAGGGAAAAGAGGCACACGGAAGAUCCCCCCAGGGCGCCUAGCGAAAGCAAGCGCCUCAUCAACAAGAGGUCGCCACAAGGCGAGGGCGCCGGCUUCGGCUCACUCUCGCCUUUGAAACGAAGUCUGGAAGAGGCGGUAGGCGAGAGACGACAUGCCCGACGACACUUCAUUACACGCAGGUCGGAGAUCCGUUCGCGCGCCGUGGCACCUAGUCCUGCCCCAGGUUGGUAUCGUAGAGAUAAUGCUCAGGACGAUCACGACGACCUCUUCAGGCAUGGUCCUGCUGUUCCUCUCAACGUGACAAAAUCAGCGACUGCUAAGGGGGCCAAGGGUGGGAAGAAGGUGUUGGGCGACGAUGACAUGGAUGGGGAUGGGGUCCAUGAUGAUCUCGACGAUAGGUACCAGGGCUAUCUGCCUAUUGCUAACAAGAGCGUAACGCAGUAUGUCCCUCCCAGCACCUCGAGCGUCGGAAGGACGAACAUGACCAACAACGGCAGCGGCAAGCUCGUCUACGGUCACAAGGUCACAGCCAAUGGAGGCACCACAACUUUCGCUCGGGCGGCCAUCACGUCAACAGUCCUUGCUGCCCUUAUCGGCAUUGGUGUCUUUGCGCUGCUGUAGACAAGAGCCAAUUCC
Messenger RNA from Acaromyces ingoldii, 3693 nucleotides. RefSeq lists its product as hypothetical. The record is from RefSeq and is a predicted model, not a curated record. The coding region runs from base 298 to 3678 and encodes 1126 amino acids. Lineage: Eukaryota; Fungi; Basidiomycota; Exobasidiomycetes; Exobasidiales; Cryptobasidiaceae. The transcript is spliced from 3 exons.